Molecule: messenger RNA, 3856 nt
Organism: Anguilla rostrata (American eel)
Lineage: Eukaryota; Metazoa; Chordata; Actinopteri; Anguilliformes; Anguillidae
Gene: arf2a
Product: ADP-ribosylation factor 2a
Exons: 5
Coding region: 159-704 (181 amino acids)
Biological process (GO): vesicle-mediated transport; intracellular protein transport
Cellular component (GO): plasma membrane; cytoplasm
Molecular function (GO): GTPase activity; GTP binding
Source: RefSeq, a predicted model, not a curated record
UUACCACCAUAUAGACGACACGAUUGGACGGCAUUGUACUAUGGGUAGGGUCCGUGACGUGACCCUCUUCUGGUUCUCGAAAGACGCCAUUUUGUUAUUAGCAGAGAAGCGGAACGCGAGAGAAAGAUCCAGAAGCCGCGACUCUGAGAUAAAUCAAGAUGGGGAAUGUUUUUGCGAACAUGUUCAAGGGCCUCUUCGGGAAGAAGGAGAUGAGGAUCCUCAUGGUGGGUUUGGACGCUGCCGGGAAAACCACCAUCCUGUACAAACUCAAGCUCGGAGAGAUAGUCACCACCAUUCCCACAAUCGGUUUUAAUGUAGAAACAGUAGAAUACAAGAACAUUAGCUUCACGGUCUGGGACGUCGGCGGCCAGGACAAAAUUCGGCCCCUGUGGCGUCACUACUUCCAGAACACGCAAGGGCUGAUCUUCGUGGUGGACAGCAACGACAGGGAGCGUGUGAACGAGGCCCGGGAGGAGCUGACGAGAAUGCUGGCGGAGGACGAGCUGCGAGACGCCGUCUUGCUCGUCUUCGCGAACAAACAGGAUCUGCCCAACGCCAUGAACGCGGCGGAGAUCACAGACAAGCUGGGCCUGCACGCCCUGCGCCAGCGCAACUGGUACAUCCAGGCCACCUGCGCCACCAGCGGGGACGGCCUCUACGAGGGCCUGGACUGGCUCUCCAACCAGCUCAAGAACCAGAAAUGAUCCAUUCCAUAGUGGCAGUGACAGGGGCAGCACUGGUCCCAGCUUUGACCCACCCCCACACCCCCCCCCCCACCCCAUAUCUCACUUAUCUCUCUGUAUCUCUCUCUCUCCAUGUCCAGCCCCGACCCCCCCUCCGCCCCCCUCCAGGGCUCUGGCCAGUGCUGCCCUGCACGCGUGUGUCAGUGUGGUCGUGUGAGUGCGUUUGUGUGAGCGCGAGAGCGCGUCUGCGUGUCUGGCAGUGGGAGCAGCCCUGGCGUGCCUUUACACAACUCCCGCGGAAACCACAGUCUGGCUCUCCAGAGCGCCUCUUCUGCCCUGCCCCCAGCCCAGCCCCGCAAUAGAGCAAACACGGUUUUCACAAAGGCAAAGAAAGACCCAGGAUGCAAGUGUUGUCAUCUUUUAAAACGAUUUAGAAAAAUUAAAAGGAAGAAAAAAAAAAAAAAAAAAAGAAACCUGAUUUACACCACCAGUGUUAAUGUUGGAGAGACGUGCAUGUUUCAUUGUCGGUUUGAACCCCUUGCCCCACCCUCACAUUGUGACCUGUAUCAGGUUGGAAGAGUCAUAAUGCUGUUUCCAUCCUAGAUCCUUCUUUGCAUCAUUUGGAAAAUCAUCCUGGUUUUUCCCCCCACUCCUGCAACUAAAAGCCCUGGCUCUCUGAUGAACACUACCUGUUUAGUUUUUUCUUUCCUUUUUUUUUUUUUUUGAGUGAGGCUAUGGAACACAACACAAUGGUUAACAUUUUAAAUUCAAUUGUCCCGUUUACCUUUAAUGGAAAAACUCCCAUUAUGCUAAGUCACCUUGUAAAAGCAGAUCCCCCCCUCUCUUUGUCAUUUAAGUCAUGGAGACGUCAGCCCUCCAGAACACCGGUAAAGACUGAUGUUUUGUACCGUCGGUGACAGCAGGCCGCCUGCUCGGUGGUAUCUGCGGUCGUACGGAGCACCAGCUGUUCCACUGCGGUGGCUAGGUAUCGUUUGUCGAGUGUGCCGGCCGUCGAAGACGGGCAGGGUUUCGACAGGCUGCCAGGGUCGGUAGGUUGCUGGCCUUUAGAAGCUUUGACCUGUAUUCCUCGAAAUGCUACGUGCAUCGGGUUCUACGUGCGCAUUCCUCCACGCGCGUUUUUUGCCACAACUGCUAAAACCGAAUGAAAACCGAGCAGCGCAAGUCUCCUUCGACUGCUUUUCAGCGUGCAGUUAUUUUGGCUGCUUGCCUGUCAUCGACAGCAAAGGUAACACAUUUGCACCCUCCAGCAUGACAAAGAGAAAUGGUGUAGCAACAGGUCUGGGCCUGCGUACAAGAUGGACACCAACUGUGCUCCAUAAGUAAGAUCGUUCUAUUUUGGCGCAGAUCCUGGCUCAGUUAAGCGCUCGCCUCGACUCGUUCGUUUCCGAGCGGAGCCCCAAUGCAUCUUUAGCGACCCUACGCCCCGAAACCAGGUUCAUUGGCUUAUAGUAGCCUUUUUUAAAAAAUAAAAAAAAAACAUUGUCUCGGGCGGAGCUUGUCCACCUUCAGCCUAGAGGUGAGUUUCAUGGUUGUGUAAACGUCCCGGGGAAACUGCGGCCACCGUGUUAAGGUAGGCCGGCUCCUCCGAGAGCAUCGCUGCCCUUAACGCCCUGACUCGGGAUUUCCCCCGUUAAACCGCCGAUUUCUUCCUGACUGUCCUGUGGAACAUGCAAUAAAGUGGCGCUUCUUUUUGUUUCCGCGGAAGAGAGCUCGAAGCACAGCCGUGCCCAGGGACAGUGAGGCCUUUUCAGCGAGCUGCUCCCACUUUGGUCCUCCUUUUCAGUUUUCGUUUUUAUUGUUUAGAGUUUUGUUUUUUUUUUUUGUACAGACGUACCCGCCGCCUCGGCGUGGUGCUGGUGAGCCAGGUGUACGGUUGCAAAUCAAAUGCAAAAUGACCCACGUGUUGAUUUCUCGGGUGGGGGGUGGUGGUGGUCGGUGAAUGAGCACAUAAGCGAUGCAGGGCUUUGGGACACAUCCACUUGCACUGCUUUGAAUGGUCUGUAGAGAAGCUGGGGAUGCAGGGCUUGAGCAAGAGCAACACUCUUUUUGUCCUUCAUUGUGUCCGUGGAAUUACAGCCCCGCUUUGCCCACCUCAUCCUUGUCACAGGCCAAUCAUUAACACACCAGUGCAAGCGUCUACGUUUCCCAUGUAGGCAACUUUGUGGAAUCGACCGCUUCCUUGAGCCACAGGACUACCCCCCCCACCCCACCCUAAGCACCAGCUUUAAGCAAACAUCUCUAGUUCUCCAUUACGGAAGGUUUAUAAUGCUCACGGAAACAGCAGGUCGGCAUUCCGCAGUUGCCUCCCUGGGAAAUGUGGAUUGAGUGAACACUCCCUGGAUUGUUGGUCGUGGGGAAGAAGCUAGGCUGCCCUACAUGAGUGUGUGCAAGGGCCGGCUCCUUUCAGACUUGGCUGGGGCGGAGGACUGUUGUUCCAUAGUACAUUGUUCUCUUGAUGGGCUGUAUCAAGCAGCUCAUCAGCAAUGCUGUGACAGGUAUUGUUUCUGUAAUCAGUGCGCUUACAUAUGGCUGUGACUGCAUGUUUUGAAGACGUAAUCCAAUUGCAGGAAACGAGCAAAAAAAAAAAAAAACGACCUGAGAGAAUUUCUGUGACCACCCACGAACUGCUACUGCAAUGGUGAUACUAGUGCAGUCCAUGGCCUGUGCAUCUGCUCUGAAUUACAGCCCUGCGCCAUCUCUGAGCGGAGCGGUGGCCUUUUUGGUGACAACUGGACAAACGCAGUUAUUUUGCAAAAUGCACCAAACUUAGUAAGUGUGGGAUGAUAUAUACAUAACUCAAAGAUCCUCAUUAUUUACGUUUGGCCUUGUUUUUUUUGUCUACCGUGAAAGCCAUAGUGCAAAAACAAUUCCUUGACCAUUUCUUUUCCCCCAGUUGAAAAUAUUAAGUAAUGAGUAAUUACAUAUGAACUUGCAUAUGAAACUGUCACGUAGGCACCACUUAUCUACCACUGGGUCAGACGUGAAGCUUUAAGUUUGAGAAAUCAUCUCUGUAAAAUUUGGAGAAAAAAGUCUGCAAAUGUAAUUUUUUGUUCUUUUCCUUUCAAACGUUCAUUUCCCUUUGGUUUAGCUUUUUUUUUUUAACCCAUUCUGUAACAUCUGAGAAAUGCACUAUAAUAAAGAUCUCUAUUAAA